Molecule: messenger RNA, 867 nt
Organism: Penicillium argentinense
Lineage: Eukaryota; Fungi; Ascomycota; Eurotiomycetes; Eurotiales; Aspergillaceae
Exons: 1
Coding region: 1-867 (288 amino acids)
Biological process (GO): protein phosphorylation
Molecular function (GO): ATP binding; protein kinase activity
Source: RefSeq, a predicted model, not a curated record
AUGCGCUUGAUGAAUUCAAUUUGCGACGACGAGGAUUACGAGUUCGCGGAUCAGGCUGAAGACGACCUCCAUUGCUGGGCUCUGGGUCCCUUUAAUCCGAUUUUCGAUCAAAUUGAGCCAGCUUUUGUUAAUCAGCAGCGCUAUACACUUCAAGAUUUUCUUUACCCAGAGACGUUUCACUACUCUGUCUACGCCAUUGAUGAAACACUACAUCCAUGCCUUAACUAUGAGGUUCCAAGAAAACCACUACUCAACGGUGUGGGCCUAAAUAAUUUUUCUCUUUGUUCGACCUGGCGCAUAUUUCGGCCCACAGAGAUAGAAUCAGUCGUCUCUGAACAAAAUGAAAUGUUCUCAAAAUCUCCGAGGAAGGUAUUCGCUGAUGGAAAAUUGUGUUUCCUCAAAUUCCUUGAUCGCGACGACCAAAGAGCUGCCAUUCGCGAAAUGACUAUCUACAAAAGUAUUGAGAUCUUGGGCUUGGAUAAGAAAGUGAAAUUGCCCCGCAUGUAUGGCGUCGUCGAAGAUAAACUGAACGGUCGCAUCGUUGGGCUUCUCUUAUCCUGGAUCAACUGUCGGAAUAAGACGUUAGCGUGCGCUUUGGGCCCUGAGACGUCAUCGACUUUACGUGCGAAAUGGGACCUACAAUUGACAACAACUUUGAACUGCUUGAACGAAGCUGGCAUUGUCUGGGGAGAUGUGAAGCCCGCGAAUAUCUUGAUUGACGAGGAUGAGGAUGCGUGGAUUAUCGACUUUGGCGGUGGAUACACUCAAGGAUGGGUGGGAAAGGAUCAGAUGGAAACGACAGAAGGCGAUAAAGCUGGUCUUUUGAAGAUAAAGGAGCUCCUGAGACAGACUCCAUAUGAAGCCUAG